This is a messenger RNA of Durusdinium trenchii, 2583 nucleotides long. The record is from the annotation of a GenBank genome assembly. Lineage: Eukaryota; Dinophyceae; Suessiales; Symbiodiniaceae.
AUGCCCGCGCUGCGCGGCUGGCGCGCGGCGCGCGCUCUGCGCGGCUGCCGCCUUGGCGUUGCGGGCCGCCCGGCGGGUGAGCAUGCCUGUGGGCAGGUGCGACGAUUUGCGCAGGCUGCAGGUGCAAUGGUGCGGCCGAUGAUUUUUGACAUGGAUGGAGUGCUGUACAAGAACUCGUCAGUUGAAGGCCAGAUCGUCCAGCAGUUGGAACGGCAAACGCGGAAGCGUGGGUACGAGGAGACUCUGUGCCAAGAGCUCUAUGAGUACUAUGGUUCGACCAUCGGAGGGCUUGUGGCAGAGAACCUUCUGAGCAACGACGAGGAGAUCAGCAGCUUCUACCGCGACGUCUACGACGCGGUGGAUGUGAGUGCGAUCAAGGCUGAUCCACUCCUAGCCCGGCAGCUGAAGCAACUGAGGAAGGGCGGCCUGGAGCUGUGGCUCGCCACCAACUCCCCGGAGCACUUCGUGGAGCGAGUGCUGCAGGCCUUGGGGGUGCCUUCGAGUCAUUUCAGCCAGAUCGUCUACCCAGCGGCGGCGCAUGGAUGGGUGGACAAAUCCUCGAGCAGGUACUUUGCGCGCCUGCCCUCCACUGGCUGCCUUUUCGACGACUCCCUGCGGAACUGCCGCGCCUUCCGCGUCGCCAAGGGCGACAUGCGCGCCGCCCGUGCGCGGCAUGUGGCCAGGGAGGUGGACGUGAUGACUUUACUGGCGGACGAGCUGGAGGUGGUGCCAAGCGAAUGGCGAUUGGGCAAAGCUCCCUACUUACAGGCCAAAGAGCUUGUGGACCUGAAGAGCCUUAACAAGGAGGUCCUCCAACGGUUGCGGCAUGAGCUUGAACAGACCACAGGUGACAUCUCAGUGCUGGACUUGGGCUGCGGCUACCUCUCCAUGCUCCCACUCUUACAGAAGCUUCUGCCACCAGGCCGGGCUCUGCGCUACACGGCGGUGGACCGCGACCCGGUGCUGCUGGCGGCCGCGGAGCCGCGCGCGGAGCGGGCGCGGGCGCCGGGCGUCGAGGUGAUCCUGCAGUGCGCGGAUGCCGUGCAAGCUGUGCGGGACGCCUCGCCUCAGACGCUGAUCGUGGGCUGCUCCAUCUUGGACCUCAUUGAUGUGGAAGCCUUGGCGCAGGCCCUGCGGACCUACCAGGCUGGCGCGCUGCUCUACUUCCCGAUCCACUACUCGGGCACCACGGCGUUCGAGGGUUCCGCCGCGUCGGUGGCCGAGCCCCUCAGCCGCUGCUACGACGAGUCGCUCGAGACGCGGGGGCAGCUGCGCGACGUGACGGCGCUCUACGCCUCCCUGGGCGUCUCCUUGCUGCAAGGUUGCUCGGAUUGGCAGCUGAAAGGCGAUGACCCGCUGCUGAAGCAGCUGAUCUCCUUCAUGGCCGUGAAUGCCUUGGGCUUUCAACCCUGGCAGGAGGUGGCCGAAGCCGUUGUAGCUCUCAAGGCUCCGAGCUCCGCCGCGCUGCGGCCAGAGGUGCAGCUCCACGUGACGAACGUGGACUACCUCGGGCGCGUGCCACGCGGAGCGAGCAGAGGAGCGGCAGAGGAGCGGCGCGAGGCCUUGCAUCCUCGUGCCCGCGGAGCUCCACGCGCCGUGGCGGUGGAGUUCGUGGCGCCCGGUGGGCCGGCGCGCUGCGUCGAGGGGCCGGUGGAGCUGCAGGAGGGCGAGGUCCUGGUGGAAGCGCGGCUCUCAGCGAUCUCUGCUGGCACUGAGAGGCGGAUGCUGCUGCAUGGUCCGGGCGACGAGCCGCUGGACGCUACGCUGUCGAUGGGCGAGAGCACAUGGCCCAUGAGGUACGGCUACUGCCUCGUGGGCUCCACGGUCGAAGACACCGGGCGGCGCCGCGUCUUCGCCUUCGCGCCGCACGCGAGCCAUGUGGCGGUCAAGGAGGACGCCUUGCAGCUGAUCCCGGAGGACAUCACGGACGAGGGCGCCGUGUUCUUCGCAAACAUGGAGACUGCCUGCUCCUUGUGCCAGGACGCCGCUCCGGUCCUCGGGGAGCGGGUCGCCCUUUGGGGCGCCGGCACGGUGGGGGCGCUCACCGCUGCGGUGCUGCUGCGUGGUGGCUUUGAUGUGACCAUCUUCGAUCCUCAACUUGAACGUGUUGAGGCCUUGCGCCAACGCUUCCCUCAACUCUGCGGUGUGACCGCCGGAGCGGGGUCUCCCGAGCACGGUGCCUUCGAUGUGGCGCUCGAGCUGAGUGGUUCUGGAGAGGCCUUGGCGCAGGCAGUGCAAAUGACCCGCAGAGGUGGCAAAGUGGUCAUUGGCUCGCUCUAUUCCAAGGAGGUGCUCCUGCCCUUGGAUUUGCGCUUCCAUCGCUCGGAGAUGACCUUGGUUGCCUCGCAGGUGAGUCGCGUGAGUGGAGCCCUCUCCACGCGCUGGAGCAAGCAGCGGAGGGCUGAGCUGGCGUGGGAGAUGCUUCGAGAGCUGCAUCCGGAGGCCUGGAUCCCAAGCCGCAAGACCUCGGUCCUGGAGGCCCCGGAGGUCUACCGAUCCUUGCUGAAGCCCAGUCCGUCCUCGCCUGCACAAUGGAUCUUCACCUACGAUGACUUGCGCAGCUGUGCCCCAGCCAGCACAUGA